Rhodamnia argentea is the source of this 1265-nucleotide messenger RNA. RefSeq names its product probable protein phosphatase 2C 72. Bases 99 to 1100 code for a protein of 333 amino acids. Gene Ontology annotation, molecular function: protein serine/threonine phosphatase activity. The transcript is spliced from 5 exons. Gene Ontology annotation, biological process: protein dephosphorylation. NCBI's taxonomy places the organism in Eukaryota, Viridiplantae, Streptophyta, Magnoliopsida, Myrtales, Myrtaceae. The record is from RefSeq and is a predicted model, not a curated record.
CAUGCGUUGGGUGUUUAAAAAUCCAUGAUUAAGUUGGUCGCUGGACUAUAAAAAGCAAGUGGGAGCAUAAGGAAAAGAAACAAGUAUUCAUUUUUGAGAUGGGAAUCUGCAUAUCCUCUGUAUCUUCUGAGAUUCAUGAUACUGAAGAUGUCCAAGAAAAUGCAGUGCUCAUUGUCGAGACCGAUGAUAAAACCAAGAGAAAUGGAUCUGUCCAUUCAAGAACUGGAAGCAAAGGGUUGAACCAAGAUGCUGCUAUACUCUAUCAGGGAUAUGGAAAAGAUGAUGGAACCUUUUGUGGAGUUUUCGACGGUCAUGGGAAGAACGGUCACCUGGUGAGCAAGUUAGUGCGGAACCAUUUGCCACUGCUCGUGCUAAACCAGAGAAACUCUUUGGCUAACGCAAAAGUCACGGCGGUGCAUGAUGACUGUGACCAAGGAUCGAUGCCGAGCAAGAACUUCCAGGCAUGGAGAGAUUCAUGUAUCAGUGCCUUCAAGGUGAUGGACAAGGAGAUCAAGCUUCAGGAGGGAUUGGACUGCUCCACCAGUGGAAGCACAGCUGUUGUUGUCAUAAGACAGGGUGAGGAUCUUGUUAUAGCCAACCUCGGCGACUCGAGAGCAGUGCUAGGGACUCUCACGGAAGACGGACUUCGUACUCUUCAAUUGACUACCGACUUGAAGCCUAAUGUUCCCAGUGAAGCCGACCGAAUAAGGAAGUGCAAUGGCCGGGUUUUAGCUCUGAAGGAAGAACCGCACAUCCGGCGGGUGUGGCUACCCCAUGAGGACAUGCCUGGCCUCGCCAUGUCCCGUGCUUUCGGUGACUACUUGCUUAAAAACCACGGCAUAAUCGCCAUUCCUGACAUCUCUUAUCACCGCAUAACUCCAAAAGACCAAUUCAUUGUCCUUGCGACAGACGGGGUGUGGGAUGUGCUCGAUAACAAUGAAGUUGCAACGGUGGUCGGGUCGGCGAAAGACGAGGAAGAUGCAGCGAAAGCACUGGUUGAAGCAGCUAUUGCUUCAUGGAAGAAGAAAUUCCCUUCUUCAAAAGUUGAUGAUUGCAGUGUUGCCUGCCUCUUCUUGCAUAAAAGGCAAAGGACAGAUUAGCUCUGGUGCACUGCCAAUGGGGUGUUCCAAGUUUGCUCUGGUGCACAUAUUAUGCCAUUGAUGCAACCGCUGCUUCAAUGAUUCCAACCCCGCACACGUUGCUUGGACAAAGGCAUAGAGAAGAAGUACAAGCCAAAUGGAAACAAUGGACAUUGCUGAGAACUG